This is a messenger RNA of Enterobius vermicularis (human pinworm), 1317 nucleotides long. The record is from the annotation of a GenBank genome assembly. Lineage: Eukaryota; Metazoa; Nematoda; Chromadorea; Rhabditida; Oxyuridae.
AUGCGUUCACCGACUCUAAUCAUAUCGUUAGCUGUUUCCUUUUAUGUUUCUUACUCAAAUGAAGAGAACGGUGAGGAUCAGUUAUCUGUUCAUGAAAGUAUACGUCCCUAUGCUAUAGGAGAUGAUCGCUAUGGCCUUAUUCUGGAUUUUUUUCGUUCACUUGAAGAGCAUUGGGAAGACAGCCAACAGCAGCGAAAACAGCUGAGAAGAGCAAAAGAAGGUCCAAGUAUAAGCAGAACGACUUCAUCUACCUCUAAUCAAGCGCUGGAACCAGCACUCUUAUCUUCAACAAAUGUUGAGUGUACUAAUGAGAAAAACAAAUUACCUCCAUUAAAAACAACUUCAGACGAAAAGAAUUUGAUUGAAAAGUAUAUGCCACCGUUGGUGGGAAGUAAACAUGAACGCAGAAAGUAUGUACGUUCUCCGGAAGGUCGCGAAAGACGACGAACUAUUGGUGAAACGACCGACCUCACUUCACCUACCCGCCUUUAUAAUAACAAGGAGAAAUGCUUAUAUUUAAAACCACGUUCUUCAGUGCCUCAGAUGGCAGGAUUUACUCUACUCGAAACCGUCAACGCAGAAACCCCUCAGACAACUGGUACCGGCCGACUGAAGGAAGAAAAUUACAACAACAGCAAGUCAGAAACUGGGUUUUCUACUGGAAGUCACUUUACACCGUUCAACUCAGUAGACUUUGAUUAUUAUGGUCUUCUAGCCGAUAAAAGCCAUUCUUUUAAUUAUUUUGAUGAGGAGGUCAUAUACAGCGAACUCGAAGCGAUUAACAGUUUGUUAUCUAAGUGCAAUGAAGCUUCGUCGUCUAAAUCGUUGGAUAAAGAAACUAUACAACAGCAGGAAGCUUUAGUGAGGAAAGAAUGUGAUGACAGUUCUACAACACUAGAAAAAGCCGAAAUUCAAGCGGUUUUGGAUAACUUGGAUCACUUGCUGGAGGAAGUUGGAGACGGCGGUGUGCCGUUACAAGCAAAAACUACAGUGGAAACAACUAGCAAAGCAAAGGAAGAAAAUGCCAAUAUAGACGAAGAUGAGAAUUCACCACAUAGUAAAACGGCACUACGACGGCGCCGUAUAAACGCGAAACGUUUACGACCACAAAAGAUGGUCACUGGAAUAACAUUUUUGCCACCGAGUUUAUCGUCGGAAAAUGCUGCCGAUAGUGAAGAGUCGCGGUUAGGAAAAGUGCCUUGCAAGCACUGUGGUGAAUCUUAUCAUUUAGGCCUUGGAAUGUCGAGCCACAUGAGGUGGAAGCAUAAAGAUGCUGUCACUCAAACGGUACAAUUUUUCAAGAUAAAGAAGAAAUAA